AUGGGUAAUAACUAUUAUAUCCAUCAUUUCAAUGUUUCAAACAUACAGAGCGAAAUUAAGAUCCUAUCGGUUGAAUUCAGAACCCUAGAAGAAACCCAAUUCUCAACAAUGAUUGAACAAGAAUUUCGAAAUGCAUACGAAAUGUUAAAAAAUACUUUCCCAAUUCAUAGAACUAAAAGAUGGGACUCAAUAGGAGCCGCUUGGAAAUUCAUAGCAGGAAGUCCAGAUGCCAAUGAUUUGCGUCUGAUUAAUUCCACACUAAACGAAUUGAUAAUUAAUAAUAAUGCUCAAGUUAAAAUAAAUAAUGAUCUUACGUUUCAACUAACAGAUACACUGAAACAAAUCAAAGAAGCACUUAGACUUUCGCGAGAUUCCUCAAUAGAUUUCUAUUCUCUCAACAUUCUCCUAAACCUCAAAUACUUAUCAGAAAAAUUAAGUCUAGUUACAGACAGCAUUGCUCUAGCAAAAUUAGGUAUAACGAAUCCUCGCAUAUUGAAUAGAAAUGAAAUAGACUUAUUAAUUAAUGACAUAAAAGAACAAAAUAUUCCGAUUCAAACAAUCUCUGAAGCCUUAUCAUAUACGAGUACAAAAAUAGCUACUAACAAGGAUGAAAUGUUAUUCAUAAUAAGUUGUCCAAAACUAACAAACGAUGUAUACAAAAAAAUUGAAUUGUAUGGUGUAACGAAUAAGAAUAAGAAAAUCGAUGUUCCCAAAAAGUUUUACCUUUCCCUACAAUCCCAAUUCUUCAUUGUACCAAACGUCGACAAGAAUAUCUACGAUUCAAAAGAGUUGCAAGAAGACAACGGUAAAUGCGUCCCAGCUCUUUUACGAGGACAACCAGCAGUAUGUGACUUCAUAGCGAACCCAGCAAUGAUCGAAAUCAUUCAUCUAGACAUGGCUCACAUUUUGAUCAACUCAGCAGUGGAGUUCACAAUUAAAACCACAUGCGGUCUAAAAAGGAGAAACCUGACAGGCUCGUUUCUCCUAUCAUACGAAUCAUGCAACAUAUUCCUGAAUGAGGAAGAGAUUUCGAGCAACAAAACUGAACUACAUGGAUCACCGUUGAAUCUUCCUAUCUACGAACUCAGAAACGAGAUGCACCAAAUUCGAUUAGAAUCCAAGAGCUUCACUUGGACCGGAUGGUCUAUUACCAGCUUAGUAAGUACACCAAUAAUGCUGAUGAUCGUUAUCUGUAUAUACUUCACUACAAAGAUGCGGAAAAGAACAAUCAUAAACAUCCAUGAAAAACCAACACCUAGAACUGCAUCAUCGAAAUCCCAAGAUAGUGAACCCAACGUUGAAAACUUUCACCCGCCAACUAUUAUGGAAGUUUUUCGGACGGAGCCUCAAAUUUAAGGAGGGGCAAGUUAACGCUCGUCGCCACAACCCUUCCACCGGAUGUACCCUUUCCUAUGAUAUCUACCUGAAGAAUAGGCUACAGAUACAUAAACAUCCGUUCAGGUGCAAGACAUGAACAUCAUCCAGACAUCAACAGCCUAAAAUGUCCUUCACAUCCAGCCAGCAUACUGUUGUAAAACAAUUCACCAACUAUCGCCAUGCACCUUUACCUGGUCAUCUGUAUCCUGGCUAUUCAGAUACAUGCAUCCCUAGACCCGUAUUGGAAUUCCCUGAUAAACCGUCUAACAUCAGGUACUCCAAGCCACCAUCAAGCAAGCAGCGAAACAACGAAUCAUUAACCCUUCCAUCCUGCUUCCUCAUAUUGUGAAAUAGAAAUAGUUUAUUAUAUUUAAGGACGAAAUUUAGAAAUACAUUCACUCUCAGUUCAGCUCUUAAACAACAACGUUACUCUGUCCGAGGAAUCCGAAUCCAACCCCAACCCCCGUGUUUGUUAACUCG
Molecule: messenger RNA, 1857 nt
Organism: Anopheles funestus (African malaria mosquito)
Lineage: Eukaryota; Metazoa; Arthropoda; Insecta; Diptera; Culicidae
Exons: 2
Coding region: 1-1356 (451 amino acids)
Source: RefSeq, a predicted model, not a curated record